CCCAGCGCUGGGGAGGAGGAGCAGGAGGUAGGUCAGUCCCUGGGCUCCAGCGGCACUCACGUGCGGCCGCUGCUCACCAUGCACAUCACCCAGCUCAACCGCGAGUGCCUGCUGCACCUCUUCUCCUUCCUGGACAAGGACAGCCGGAAGAACCUGGCCAGCACCUGCUCCCAGCUCCAUGCUGUGUUUGAGGACCCCGUGCUCUGGCCCCUGCUGCACUUCCACUCCCUCACUGAACUCAAGAAGGACAACUUCCUCCUGGGCCCGGCGCUCCGGAGCCUCUCCAUCUGCUGGUACUCCAGCCGCGUGCAGGUGUGCAGCAUCGAGGACUGGCUCAAGAGCACCUUCCAGAGGAGCAUCUGCAGUCGCCACGAGCGCCUGGUUGAUGAUUUCCUCCUCCAGGUGUGCAACAGGUGCCCCAACCUGGCGUCCGUCACGCUGUCGGGCUGCGGCCACGUCACCGACGACUGCCUGGCGCGCCUGCUGCGCUGCUGCCCGCGCCUGCGCGCGCUGCGCCUGGAGAACUGCGCGCGCGUAAGCAACCGCACGCUGGCUGCCGUGGCGGCGCACGGGCACGCGCUGCAGACGCUGCACGUGGACUUCUGCCGCAACGUGAGCGCGGCCGGCCUGCGCCGCCUGCGCGCCGCCCGCCCGCGCCUGGCCCUGCGCGCCGAGCACAGCGCCGCCAUGAUCCCCGACCGGCCCCCGCGCCCGCCCGCGCCCACGCCCACACCCGGCCCGCGCAAGCCGCGGCCACGCUAGGCGGCAGGGCCGCGGGGAGGACCGUGCCUAGGCCUGGGAAGGAGCGCCGGCCCAGCCGUCAGACCGUCCUGCCGCCACGGCUCCCCAGCCCGU
Cynocephalus volans (Philippine flying lemur) is the source of this 855-nucleotide messenger RNA. RefSeq names its product F-box and leucine rich repeat protein 22 (gene FBXL22). Gene Ontology annotation, biological process: SCF-dependent proteasomal ubiquitin-dependent protein catabolic process. Gene Ontology annotation, molecular function: protein binding. The transcript has 2 exons. NCBI's taxonomy places the organism in Eukaryota, Metazoa, Chordata, Mammalia, Dermoptera, Cynocephalidae. The coding region runs from base 79 to 762 and encodes 227 amino acids. The record is from RefSeq and is a predicted model, not a curated record. Gene Ontology annotation, cellular component: SCF ubiquitin ligase complex.